Diorhabda sublineata is the source of this 684-nucleotide messenger RNA. RefSeq lists its product as uncharacterized. The record is from RefSeq and is a predicted model, not a curated record. Bases 1 to 684 code for a protein of 227 amino acids. Lineage: Eukaryota; Metazoa; Arthropoda; Insecta; Coleoptera; Chrysomelidae. The transcript has 3 exons.
AUGCCUCCGUACAAUGCAGUUAUAUUAUUUUUAUUAUCGAGUCAUAUUUAUGUAGUGCAAAUGACGUCUGAAAAGUAUAACGUAUUUGAUAAAAUACAAUCAGGUUUCAAAAUGGCUAGCGAUUUUUUAUCGACUGACCACGCUAGUAGAGUAGCUAAUUUGGUCAGUAACGCACUUGGAGGGAAAUCUUCACAGGGUAAUACAAGCGGAAAACCUCAUAAUGUUUUUUCUGGAUUUUUAAGACUUUUCGGAUUCGAACCAAAACAUAUCAGUGCUAUAGCAGUCAACGCUAUAAUAUUAAUUGCGCAAUUAAUAUCUACGUCCCUCAACUUACCAACGAAAGUUGAACCAAAACAAAUUGAAAAAGAUGCACCGUUCGAAUGGAUGUUGGAUAAUAGUAUUAUCUCUAACAUAUUUCCGGUUACACAAGAUGAAAAAUUGACUGAAAAUGUUAUCGAUUACGUUAAAGAGAGAAGCCUGGACGAAGAAACCGGUUGUCUACAGCUCUUACUUUGCAAAAUGAAGCCUUUCAUUAAAGAAAUGCAGAGAGCGAUUAAAGAAAGAGGAAAAAAUUUAGUCAAAGGAUUUGAUGUUCUAUAUAAUUAUUUUCCCUCCACUGACGAAAUUGACGAAAACGGGGAACUAUGCGAAGAAAAAUAUUACUAUUGUAGUGUACCUCUUUAA